Microthlaspi erraticum is the source of this 882-nucleotide messenger RNA. NCBI's taxonomy places the organism in Eukaryota, Viridiplantae, Streptophyta, Magnoliopsida, Brassicales, Brassicaceae. The record is from the annotation of a GenBank genome assembly.
AUGAACGGCGGUCCCUCCGGUUUCCAUAAUGCUCCGGUAACGAAAGCCUUCGUCAUCACGAGCGCCCUCUUCACUGUCUUCUUCGGGAUCCGGGGCCGUUCUUCUAAGCUCGGUUUGUCUUACCAGGAUAUCUUUGAGAAGUUCCGGAUAUGGAAGUUGAUCAUGUCGACAUUUGCCUUCUCCUCCACACCAGAAUUGAUGUUCGGAUUGUAUUUGCUAUACUACUUCCGAGUUUUCGAGAGACAAAUUGGCUCAAACAAGUACUCGGUUUUUAUCUUGUUCUCGGGGACUGUAUCUCUACUACUAGAAGUCUUUUUGUUAUCAUUUCUUAAAGAUACCACUGCAAAUCUACUGACCUCUGGACCAUACGGCCUUAUAUUUGCUUCAUUUAUACCCUUCUACUUGGACAUUCCAGUUUCAACGAGGUUUCGUGUAUUUGGUGUCAGCUUCUCCGAUAAGUCUUUCAUAUAUCUUGCAGGAGUCCAGCUUCUACUAUCUUCUUGGAAAAGAUCCCUUUUUCCUGGAGUUUGUGGCAUAAUCGCUGGUUCCUUGUAUCGUUUGAACAUCCUCGGCAUCCGCAAGGCAAAGUUCCCCGAGUUUGUGACUUCCUUCUUUUCUCGGCUUUCUUUGCCGUCCUUUAGUAGCUCUCCUCCUUCAGCACCAAGCAGGACCAUCGUCGGGACUAUAUCACCCAACACAGGUCGCCGACCAGAGAGAUCUCAGCCAGCUCCAGUGACGUCACAGGUGGAGCCAUCUGAGGAAGCCAUAGCGACACUGGUAUCAAUGGGGUUUGACAGAAACGCUGCGAGACAGGCGCUCGUGCAUGCCAGAAAUGAUGUCAACGCCGCCACAAACAUCCUUCUUGAAGCACAAUCCCACUAA